AUGUUGCGAUGGUGCCAACUUCCUGUCCGUGUGUUGGAUAGGAGCGCUACACCAAGUAUUGGCAUUCGCCACUACGCACGCAAACCCGUCGGUUCGACCUCUAUUUUUUCGUCAAGUGCAUCUAGGCCGCCCAUCUGUGCUCACACACAUAGCAACAUCUUAAAACGAUGCUGCAAUACGCGACCCUCGCAUCUUGCACGUUCAGCUGUUUCUGCCCCCCAAUCCCUCUCAACAAACAAGCUUGAUGCUUGUAACAUUGAGCCCGUCCCUCUCUCUGAACUUGCAAAACCCGCCGCCUGCUUCUCUUCGCUUGAGACUUUUACCGAGCUUUUGGGGAUUUGUGGAACGCACCUUCUGGCCGAUGAGGGUCGGGUGCACUCUGUAUAUCAUUCUCAGCGUAUGUUACAAGAUCAAGGUAGUCGAGGGGCGGAGGGUGAGGCUGUUCAUUGGAAAUUUAUGUUGAAAGUCCUUGGGGAUAAAGAACUUUUGGGGUAUGACUUGGAGGAGGUUGAUCGUUAUUGGAUGAUGCUGGCGUUGCUGAAGACAGUAGCUCAUGGAUCUGCACUUACAGCUUCAACUCGUGAAGUUCUUUCUCUGGCGAAUAUCCAGUACCUGAAGAUUCGCCAUCAACCCCACAGCGAGAUCCACAUGCCAUACUUUCGCACCUUCUUGAGCAUGAACCGGGAAUGGUCAAUAACUGCCUUGAAGCAUCUCAGUCACUUGCUCAAACUUCAUCCAGGCGCAGCUUCCAACUAUUCCAGUCUGUUUUGGCAAGCCACAGCUCAAAGGGGGCAUGAUUUACCGUUGCAACUCAAAGCUGAAAUUUUGGACAUGGUGUUUACUCGCGCGACCUCCCCUCCUUCUAACGUCACGCGAUCAUCACCACUCCGGAUGUCGUCGGAUCCCAAAGGAAAUCAUCUGAAAACAUAUAGUGUUUCUCAGCUGGGUUCGAUCCUAUCUUCUGUUGUAUUUCCUGGUUACAGCCCAGAGUUUUCUCCAAUUUCGCUCAAGCAAUGGGCCGUGAAACAAGUGAAGGAAGCAUUUGCGCCAAGUUUGCCUGUUGAUGCGCGUUGGGACAAUCUCUUGUUGCUGUCAGUCUCCAGGUUGUUGAGAGAGUCCUCUUUAGCCUCUGGGCUGUCGCUGAACAGUGCUUGGAGGACGAAGAACACCGUGUGGUCAACCAUUCUCAUGCUUGCAGUUUUGGAACAGACGUUUUCGGUAAUGAAACUCGAUGUUCUGCUCCGAAACGAAGUCCAGGGAAUCUCGAGGCCCUUAUGGAGAGUAUGGAAAAAAAUUGAUAUUUCUCGCACGCCAAUCGACGUCACGCGUUCGGUUGUCGCAGGGUUCUUUCGCAUUGCCGCAUUGUCGAUUGAUAAACCGUUGACCGAUGGAUGUUUCCGGUACUGCAAAGAACGUUCGUUGUGGACGGACCGAACGGGCGAGGAAUCUGUCAUGACCGCUCAAACCGCGUACGUUAUCGCCGCCUAUGUAAUGGCUUCGGCAUCAUGCCGUGGACGGGACUGGUCAGGCAUCUUCUCGAGUAUCUCAUCUGCAUUUACGGGCACACAGUGGAGAGAUCAAGUAGUGACGGAGCUUAUUACUCUCUACGCUUCACAAGACGUUGAAACGGGUGCCAAUCUCGUUUCUUUCAGUCAAACCAAUGGCAUAUACCCAUCGAUCAGCGCCGUUCGAGUCCUCAGCCUGGCCCUCAUUGCAACACAAGAAUGGGAUCUUUUGGUUCCCUUCCUUUGGGAGCCUCGAUUUCCACGAGCACACAUCGAACAUCUGCUGGUUUCAAUCCUUCGUGUUUUUCAGACGCAACGGCGAGAGUUAGCUGAUGUAUCUCUGGUGGAAGUUUUGGGUAAAUGUAUGUUAAAAUUGUACGCUCACUUGCCACCGGCGCCAACGUCCAGAUACCCCAUUCGCUAUUUUUUCUCUGUCAUGGUUGCAACACGUUAUGGCGCUGUGGCUGUCGACAUAAUUGAAGCCAUCCAUCACAGCAGUCCGGGUUUUUUUACCAUGCGUGUAUUCACUCGCUUGGCCCGUCAGCUGGUUGCGCACGGCGAACCUAGUGUUGCCCUCCGUUUGCUCCGCCUCGCCGAGAGCGGUGCUGCUUCUCGCCCACUGGACGAUAUGAGAAGAAAGCUUACCAUGUCUCUGCACAACUCGGGAGCCCACAAUCUGGCCCGGAAAACUUCCCACCGCAUCACAAGGCGGACUCGCCGAGAUAUGUUGAUUCGAGCAGUCCAUUUCCGUCGAAUUCCCACUGAUCGCUUCAACAAGCUUCACAUCAUUCCUAUCGCUACAGCAGUCCCUGAAGACGGACCGACCAUUCGGCACGCGGUGUCUCUGCUAGUCAACGCAAAUCGACCUCACGCCGCUCGAAAGCUUUUCGCACGAACAUUUCACAAACUGGAUUCAAAAGUUUGCACUGUGAUUGGAAACAUCAUCCUCCAUGGCCCCUCACGUAGCCUCGAGGAACGAAAUGGCCGAUUGGUUCGCCAGACCUUGCGGAUAAAAGACUUUUUGAUGCAUCAUUAUGGAUUUGUUCCUGACCGAGCCACGCUCAACAUUAUUCUGAAGACUCUUUUUAAAUGGCGAACUGGGAUUGACUCGCAGAAACUCAAGCGGCUUUUUGAUCAAGUAAUACGGCAGGGUUAUCCAGCUUCUGUAAAAUGGCAUCAACGCCAUGGUGUGCCAUUUGGGACACCACCGUCGUCCCCAGUACUGUUGUCAUUUCCCUCUCUCACGUCGCACAUCUCAUUCGAGAAACAUGUUCGACCCAUGUACAAGAUGUUCAUCAAAGCAUUUUACCUACGGAAUGACGUUCACGCGGCCAAGAAGGUGGUUGGUAUUUUGAAAGAGGAAGAGGUGAUAGCUCUGAAGGAGCGAGAGAAACGGAAUGCUGCACGUCGUAUGGGUAUUAUCAAGAAACGGAAAAGGGCUGUUCGUAAGCUCGACGACGCAUUCCAAAUAUUAGACAAUGCUGUCGCUCCGACAGAGCAUCGUCCUCCACCACCGAAGAGGUCCAACACUUCGCACUCUCUCUACUCAACUUUGGCAAAAUACGGCAUCAAAUCAAAAGAACACAGUCAACCCACUGUAGCGACGCCGGGCAAGAGUACUCCCCACCUGACUGCCAUUCUGACGCGAGCUGCGACACGGACGAAGAAUGCUUUCCCAUUCAGAUUUUCUUCACAACCUCAGUCUUUCUCUCCCUCCCUUUCCUUCCCCAGUAAUGUAGAGUACCGCCCAUCGUCCCUUCCAUCGUUUCUUUCCCGUCUUUCGACAUUCAGGCUUACAACCUAUGCAAACAAACCAUCAGCUAUCGAUGCGGUCGCUGCCGCAAAGUGCGGAUGGACCAAUGACGGCAAAGAUAGAUUGGUCUGCGGCCUAUGCAGUAGCUCCUGGGCUGUCGCAGGAAGGGAGGGUAUGAAUCGAGAUGCUGGUAAGGAAGACAACGAAUAUCCUUGGUGGAGGCUCAUAAGAAUCGGUGUCCUUGGAAAACGCGCCAGUGUGACCUGGUUGCUUCUCUCUAGCCUCCAUCUACUGCAUCCCAUUGCAAUCACCAACGGUGAUGGUCAGGGACGUCAAAGCUGCAGCCAUGUCUUUGAACGCAGUCCUAGAAGACGUCACGAUAAAGCACCCUCUGGUACGUUUGCGUCCAAAGUGAAGAACCUUCCUCACUCCAAGUCCAUCCAGAAUCAAUCUCAACUAAGUUCACUUCGAACGGCUGUGGCGUCAUUCAAGCCACCCAUGCGACUCACAUCUGACAACACGCCGAAUGGCGCUGAUCAUCAGUCUCCUGCUUCCUCACCCUCCGCAGUGGAAGAACCAGAAGAGGAACCGUCGGAGACUGCGAUUCUGACCGCUCUUUUUGGUUGGACUCUUGUCAAGUCCGCACCCCCGAUCGCCUCUCGGAGGGUAUCAGCGGUACGAACAAGUUCCGCAGUACCCUCUGGCCCUGCGUCGCCCUCAAUGUCAAACUCAGUAUCGCGACCAGCAACCCCGCCACCAGCCAGCAAAGGGGAUGCCAUAUCGUUUCAAAUACCAUCCAACUUGUUAAAAACCAAGGACAGCGCACUGCUGCAAUGCAACCUAUGCCAGCGUCGGAUUGGUCUAUGGGCUUUUGCACCUCGCCAAACCACCGAGCAGAAAGUCCACACACAGGAAGAUCCUGACAAGCCUUCCACACAACGUCCCAGAAAACCUAUGCCCCAACGCCCCUUCGAUUUAUUGAAAGAACAUCGUUCUUAUUGUCCAUAUGUGGUCCGCUCUACUGUCGUCCCAUCUAUGUCUAUACCAGUCCAGGAAUCAUCCUCAUCUUCUCGCGUCGAGCUGACACGUUCAACGACAUCCUCUUCAAAUUUGCAGGGGACAAAUGGAGCACUGGACGGUUGGCGUGCAGUUCUCACUGUUGUCCUUCGCUACGGAAUGGCUCAACGACAAAUGGUGGAAUAUCAUAUUCGUGGAUUGGACGAUGCAACCAAUACAAAUGGGAUUGCAGAACCUAUGGAAGUCGAUAACGUCAAGGCGAUGGUUGCUGGAGUGAAGAGCAAAGGGGGUAAGGAUUUGCUCAAGUAUGUCAGGGGGCUCUUAGGUUGA
Laccaria bicolor S238N-H82 is the source of this 4605-nucleotide messenger RNA. RefSeq lists its product as uncharacterized. The coding region runs from base 1 to 4605 and encodes 1534 amino acids. Lineage: Eukaryota; Fungi; Basidiomycota; Agaricomycetes; Agaricales; Hydnangiaceae. Gene Ontology annotation, cellular component: nucleus. Gene Ontology annotation, molecular function: zinc ion binding. The transcript has 9 exons. The record is from RefSeq and is a predicted model, not a curated record.